GAAAGAGUACUAUCCUUAAUGGAGGGCUCAGCACAAUAAAUAUGAAGCUCCUUAAUUGUCUUUGCAAAUUGCAACUGACCAAACAAAAACAAAAAGGAACAAAACCAGCUCAGAGCCAAGCACAAAAAACUCCAUAAAGAGAGAAACACAGGAACAUACUUGAAGAUAUUCUUGAAAAAAGAGAAAAGGAUCUUUUUUUAAGAAAGAGGGUGCACAAAAACUCAUAGUAGAGAGAAAGAGACAGAGAUGGCGGGUGAUGUCCCUUGUUGUGAGAGCACGUUUUUUCUGUAUGUGAUAGUGAUCAUAGGGCUUGUGGCCUUUGCCGGGCUCAUGGCUGGUCUGACUCUUGGGCUGAUGUCGCUUGGCCUUGUGGACCUUGAAGUGCUCAGCAAAUCUGGGCGGCCACAGGAUCGUAAACAUGCCUCUAAAAUACUUCCUGUGGUGAAAAACCAGCAUCUUUUGCUUUGCACACUCUUGAUUGGGAACUCUUUAGCUAUGGAGUCACUUCCCAUUUUCUUGGACAAACUCGUGCCUCCAUGGGCCGCUGUUCUUGUAUCGGUCACACUCAUCCUCAUGUUUGGCGAGAUAUUGCCUCAAGCUAUCUGUACUCGCUAUGGAUUAACCGUUGGAGCAACUGUCGCGCCCUUUGUCCGCCUUCUUCUUUGGUUGUUCUUCCCAAUUGCUUAUCCAAUUAGUAAGUUUCUUGAUUGGAUGCUGGGUAAGGGUCAUGCAGCAUUAUUGCGUAGGGCCGAGCUGAAAACUUUCGUUGAUUUUCAUGGAAAUGAGGCUGGAAAAGGUGGAGAUUUGACGCAUGACGAGACCACAAUAAUUGCUGGGGCAUUGGAAUUAACUGAGAAGACUGCAAAAGAUGCAAUGACCCCUAUAUCCAAGGCAUUUUCCAUUGAUCUGGAUGGGAAUCUUAAUUUGGAGACAUUGAAUGCCAUCAUGACAAUGGGCCACAGUAGAGUUCCUAUUUACUACAAAAACCCAAAUAAUAUCAUUGGACUUAUAUUGGUCAAAAAUCUUCUGGCGGUUGACCCGAGUGAUUCAGUUCCUCUCAGAAAAAUGUUGAUACGAAAAAUCCCUCGUGUCUCGGAAAAUAUGCCCCUCUAUGAUAUUUUGAAUGAAUUCCAAAAGGGCCACAGCCACAUUGCUGUUGUGUAUAAGGACUCGAAUGAAACAAAAGAGUCGUUGCAAAAAGCCAAAGAAGAUUAUCAAAAUUUUGCCAUAAAACCAGACGAGAGCUUAGUGAAGAGAAACCAGCCGGCUUUCAAGAAGAAACACAGAGGUUGUUCGUUUUGUAUUCUGGAUUUGGACACGUCUCCAAUUCCCGAGUUUCCGCCUGAUCAAGUGGCUGUCGGUGUUAUAUCCAUGGAAGAUGUGAUUGAGGAGCUUCUUCAGGAGGAGAUACUGGAUGAAACGGAUGAAUACGUGAACAUACACAACAGGAUAAAGAUAAACAUGAUUGGUUCUCAGGAUAAUAAGGCUCCUGAAUUGGAUUCGACUCAAUCUAUAGCUGCAGCUUCUCAACCAAUUGCUUAGUAUUUACAGUAGCACCUAAGGUGGUAUAUAUAUAAUCAAACAGAGUUUCCCAAAAUCACAGCUUUCUUGAACAGAGUUUUAUGAUCAUCAAUAGCUCUUCUUUUUU
This is a messenger RNA of Striga asiatica, 1648 nucleotides long. The record is from the annotation of a GenBank genome assembly. Lineage: Eukaryota; Viridiplantae; Streptophyta; Magnoliopsida; Lamiales; Orobanchaceae.